This is a messenger RNA of Medioppia subpectinata, 2061 nucleotides long. The record is from the annotation of a GenBank genome assembly. Lineage: Eukaryota; Metazoa; Arthropoda; Arachnida; Sarcoptiformes; Oppiidae.
AUGUCUGUAAUCAACUACCAACAAACCCAAGCUACGAAGAAAAUCAAUCAAAAAACGGACAUCACGAUACUUUUGUUGGGAGAGACAGGUGUGGGAAAGUCUACGUUCAUUAACGCUAUCGUUAAUUACAUGUCUUAUGAGAGUAUCGAAGCGGCCAUUGAUGGACAGCCCAUAUGUUUAAUACCCGUAAGCUUUACGAUGGCAGACGACAAAACUGGCGAACCUAUUGUGGUAACAUUUGGUGACCAUGAUCAAAAUGAAAACACUAGAGACACGACAAAAUCUGCCACACAAUACCCCAAAUGCUAUAAAUUUCAAAACACUGAUAUUGUGCUCAAUAUAAUCGAUACGCCGGGAAUUGCGGACACGGAUGGUGUGGAAAAGGAUGAGCGAAAUUUGCAAAAUAUUUGGGAUUUUAUUAGCAAUUAUCCGGAAAUCAACGCAUUUUGUGUGCUUUUAAAGCCAAACCAAUCGAGAAUAAGCGUUGCCUUCAAAUACUGUUUGCUUCAAUUGUUCACUCGUUUGAAUAAAAGCGCCGCAAAUAAUAUACUAUUUCUAUACACUAACGCCCGGAGCACCCAUUAUAGAGCCGGUGAUACGAUCGGUCCCUUAAAGAUGAUUUUGGGACAAAUUAGGGAAAGUCAUCCAAAUGUUGACAUCCCUUAUAACGAGAAGACAACCUAUUAUUUUGAUAACGAGUCGUUUCGAUAUCUCGUGGCAUUAAUUCCGCCAAAUAAUAUACGGAUUGACUCAAAGUUAAAAGCAAGUUAUGUCGAAAGUUGGACCAUUUCCGUAGAGGAAUGCAGGCGUUUAUUUAAUCAGAUAAUACAACUGACACCACACCAAGUGAUGGACACUCUAUCUCUCAAUAACGCCAAACAAAUCAUAACACUGUUAACCAAACCGUUGGCCGACAUCACAAAGAAUAUUGCGGAUAACGUUAAACAAUGCGAAAAACAUAAGUCAGAAAUCACACAGUUUUCAGGCACUAUUCAAGCGCUGCAAAACCAUCUCUACGUAAAUAAGAUCGAGAUCAAAUCCGUACGUUUGAACCUACCUAAGACAGUAUGCAAUCACAACCAGUGUUGUGAUCAGGAAACUAUCGAGGGUGUUAUCCACAUCAACUACAAAACACCAUGCCACUCGCCAUGCUACCUUAGUUUUGGCGAUGGUAACGUUGGCAAUAGCGCACUAACCCGGUGUAAAGCGUUCAACCGGCACACCACCGAUGAUCAGGAUCCAAAUAGGAAGCGCAAGGGCUUUUUUAGUGACCUUGCUCAUACAUUUAGGGACGCCACCCACGAGUCGGAUAAUUGCGAAAAGUGUGGCCACAGUUAUACGCAUCACUUGCACAUGCUGUACGACACUAAACCCGAAGUGAUCAAGGUGAUUGACGACGAGGUUAAUACACGCAUACAAACAGCCAGAUCAUCGACUGAGGCCAAGCAGAUACAGGUGCAACAUCUGGACCAACAAAUUGCCGAAUUGAACGCAGAGGGCGAGACAAUUGUCAACUCUAUGGCAAUGUUUGCUUGUUUUCUGGCCAACAAUGCGUUGACACCAAUAAACGACGCGUUCGAGGACUACGUCCGGCACCUCAUAGCCAACGAACGGCACAACACGUCUGCCGGAGCCGACACUGGGGUCACAAUUACACGACUCGAACGGGUGUUAGAGCUCUACGAGAGGGAGAAAGUAGUGAUUAAGUCGGCGAUGGAGGAGAACUCGACGGCCGGUUUCCAGGGGUCAGUCAUUACGGCCGACCAGAUAGAUGAAUGUGUUGGCAAAUUGCGCAUGCUCAAACAUAAGGGCAAAGGCAUUUGCGAUAUGUUGCAACUUCAACGCGAUGCUAAGGCCCGCAAUCACGCCGCUUACAAUCAGGUUCAUUUUAAUUCUCUACCACAGACAGCAUUUAAUAUGGCUACUCGAGUGCUGUUUAAUGCAACCCAACUGUCCAAACCUAUUACUACCCCAGCCGUAGGCACAGUCAUCACCGGUGAGCACAAGUGUGUGAUAAUAACCGCAACUGAUAUCACGGAUAUUGGGAUUAUUAGGCAAUGA